This is a messenger RNA of Balaenoptera ricei (Rice's whale), 2102 nucleotides long. RefSeq names its product LUC7 like (gene LUC7L). The record is from RefSeq and is a predicted model, not a curated record. Gene Ontology annotation, molecular function: mRNA binding. Lineage: Eukaryota; Metazoa; Chordata; Mammalia; Artiodactyla; Balaenopteridae. The transcript is spliced from 11 exons. Gene Ontology annotation, biological process: mRNA splice site recognition. The coding region runs from base 417 to 1373 and encodes 318 amino acids. Gene Ontology annotation, cellular component: U1 snRNP; U2-type prespliceosome.
CAAUUCCUCCCGGCGUGCCCCGCGGCGGGAAGAAGCCGAGCGGGUUCGAGGCCGACGCGACCCUUCUUCGUUGCCGCCGCGACCCUUCUUCGUUGCCGCCGCGCUGCCGCCGCCGCCCCCGCCGCCGCCGCUGCUGCUGUCUGAGAGAAGCCGUCGCGGCCGCUCCUGCCGCUCCCUCCGGCCACCAUGUCCGCCCAGGCGCAGAUGCGGGCCCUGCUGGACCAGCUCAUGGGCACGGCCCGGGACGGUUCAGUGUAUCUUUGCCUGCCUACAUCAAUCUGCAAGGGAGUUGCAGAAAAGCCUCAUGUUCAUCGAGCCGAGACGAAACCAGACAGAGGGUCAAGUUUACAGAUGACCGUGUCUGCAAGAGUCACCUUCUGGACUGCUGCCCCCACGACAUUCUGGCUGGGACGCGCAUGGAUUUAGGAGAAUGUACCAAAAUCCACGAUUUGGCCCUCCGAGCAGAUUAUGAGAUUGCAAGUAAAGAAAGGGACCUCUUUUUUGAAUUGGAUGCGAUGGAUCACUUGGAGUCCUUUAUCGCCGAGUGUGAUCGGAGAACUGAGCUUGCCAAGAAGCGGCUGGCAGAGACGCAGGAGGAGAUCAGUGCAGAAGUUUCCGCAAAGGCAGAAAAAGUACAUGAGUUGAACGAAGAAAUAGGGAAGCUUCUUGCUAAAGCUGAACAGCUAGGAGCCGAAGGAAAUGUGGAUGAAUCCCAGAAGAUUCUUAUGGAAGUGGAGAAAGUCCGUGCAAAGAAAAAAGAAGCUGAGGAAGAAUACAGGAAUUCCAUGCCUGCAUCCAGUUUUCAGCAGCAGAAGCUGCGUGUUUGUGAAGUCUGCUCAGCCUACCUUGGUCUCCAUGACAAUGACCGUCGUCUUGCAGACCACUUCGGGGGCAAGUUACACUUGGGGUUCAUUCAGAUCCGUGAGAAGCUUGAUCAGUUAAGGAAAACUGUGGCUGAAAAGCAGGAGAAGAGAAAUCAGGAUCGGCUGAGGAGGAGAGAGGAGAGGGAGCGGGAAGAACGACUGAGCAGGAGGUCUGGAUCAAGAACCAGAGAUCGCAGGAGGUCGCGCUCCCGGGACCGGCGUCGGAGGCGGUCAAGAUCUACCUCCAGAGAGCGGCGGAAGUCAUCCCGAUCCCGGUCCCGAGACAGACACCGGCGCCACCGAAGCCGUUCCCGGAGCCACAGCCGGGGCCACCGCCGGGCAUCCAGGGACCGGAGUUCGAAAUACAAGUUCUCCAGAGAGCGGGCCUCGAGGGAGGAGUCCUGGGAGCGCGGGCGGAGUGAGCGGGGGGCCACCGACUGGAGGCUCGAGAGCACCAACGGGAAGACGGCGUCACGGAGGUCGGAGGAAAAGGAGGCCGGCGAGAUCUGAACCCACGCCCAGGCGCUGUAAAUAGUCCGAUACAUGUUUGACACAGCCUAACGUUACCCUUUAUAUUUGCUGAAUACAACUCAUCUUUUGUAGUUUACCAUUUCUAUUGUUUUGGAGCUAGCUGUGAGUUUCUCGAGAUGUACAGAGUUGCUCCUGUGUUCUGGGUUAUGUCAAGUGGGAAUAAAUAGCCUGACAGACUGCCUCCUGAUGGCCACGGUGCCGUCUCUCCUGUCCCCGGUGCGCUAGACUUCGCCGUGGCUUCCACAGGUUGGGGGACACACCAGGGGUCAUCUGAGUUGAGCCUAGAAAUGUGACUUACCGUUGGACUCCCCUUUGACUUUUGGCGUAUGAUGCGCUGUGCACCUCCAACACCCAGACUGGCUGGGGCCGGAUGUGCCCGGCUGUCUGCUCUGUGGGCUCCACGUGUCUUUCUGAAGUCUGAGCUGCCCUCUUACCGAGGGCUGUCUGUCUGAUUUGUGGUAAGCAGCCUCAGCCUGGCACUCAAGCUCAGAUGAACUGCAGUUCCCCCUCUUGGAGUUACUUAGGGCCAAGAAAGACCCGUGAGUAGUAUCUGCAUGACAGCCAUGAGGUCCUCAGAGGAGGGCGUGCUGACUUUGGGGUCAGGUGUGGUUUGACUCACCCUUGGGGGGGCUGGUGGUGUUACCCACUCUCCCUCAGCCCUUUUGCACGUAUUGCUAAAGUGAGCCCUUCAUAAAAGUAUAACUGGGA